AUGUUCACAUUCUACGGAUGGCUCGUCUGCCUAUGGAUAACGAUAAUACCAUUCCAGUACGGGUACCAUAUCUCAGUACUGAAUCAGCUGCAUGCCGUGAUAACUUGUUCUCCUCCACACUCGAAAUCGUUACCGUCGUCGUUGCCAACAUGCCUUCCAAUGACAGAAUUCGCAUUCAGCGCAGUCACCGCGUCUUUCACGCUAGGCGGGCUCCUGGGGAGUCUGUUUGCGAACAUUCUUACCGACAAGUACGGCCGCAAGUUUGCUGCCAACGUGAGUGGGGCUGUAAUGGCGCUGGGUACCGCUAUUAUGGGGCUUGCUGCGGGAGUGCCUGCACUUUUCAUUGGGCGGCUAUUCGUAGGCGUCAGUGCAGGCCUUGGGCUCUGCGUUGCGCCGAUAUACAUCGCAGAGAUAGCACCUGCUAAGAUCAAGGGAACGUUGGGUGUGCUCACCCAGCUUGGGAUCGUGCUGGGCAUAUUCGGCACGCAGCUACUUGGGCUGAACUUGGCGGCGCCGACGACGUGGAGGUACGUCUUUGGAUUUUCAUUCGCAGUCGCCGUCACGCAAGUCGUACUGAGUGGCGGGAUCGUGGAGAGCCCCCGUUGGCUGGGUGCAAGAGGUCGCCAUGAUUUUGAGACAGCUGUGGAAGCAAGGUUGUGGCGUGUUGAAUCGGCGGGAGAGGACCGGGAAGCGCUCCUAAACGAGGCGCCAGACGACGUCGAGGAAAGGCGGGCCAAGGCCCAGACGCCGCCUAUUGCGGUGCCAGAUGUUUUAUUGCGAACGCCUGCCGACUUGCGUGUGCCAUUACUCGUAGUCUCGUCGGCAAUGCUCGCGCAGCAAGUGUCGGGUAUUAAUGCGGUGCUUUACUAUUCAAACGAUAUCCUGUCGAGCGCUCUUCCCGACCUUGGCCCUUACAUUAGCCUCGGCAUUACUGUCGUAAAUGUUCUCAUGACCUUCCCGCCCAUCGUCCUGAUUGAGCGAUGGGGCCGCAAACGUCUCCUCCUUCUGUCCACUCUCGGCGCUCUUCUCUCCCUCAUUACAGUUGGUGUCUCUUUAAACUAUACCUGGAAGACAUCUGCUUCAAUCGCCAUCAUCACAUUCGUCAUGUCUUUCGCUGUUGGACUCGGACCUAUCCCUUUUGUUAUGAUACCAGAGGUAUCACCGUUCUAUGCCGUUUCUGCACUCUCAUCCAUUGCACUUUCUCUCAACUGGAUCGCAAACUUCUUGGUCGGUCUCGCUUUCCUACCCCUUCGCAGGUUUUUGAGCGGCGGCGAAGAAACUAAGCAGGGAAGGGUCUUUUGGGUCUUUGCCGUUGUCCUGGCAGUCACUAUGACUAUUGUAACUAAGGGCUAUAAAGGAAGAUAA
Molecule: messenger RNA, 1365 nt
Organism: Guyanagaster necrorhizus
Lineage: Eukaryota; Fungi; Basidiomycota; Agaricomycetes; Agaricales; Physalacriaceae
Product: general substrate transporter
Exons: 2
Coding region: 1-1365 (454 amino acids)
Biological process (GO): monosaccharide transmembrane transport
Cellular component (GO): membrane
Molecular function (GO): hexose transmembrane transporter activity
Source: RefSeq, a predicted model, not a curated record